AUGCUGGACGCCGUGAAGAUGGGGCAGCCGCUUUCGCCGAGGAUCCCGCUCUCCUCAUCCUCCUCCUCCUCCUCUUCCUCGCUGGGGCGCGCGGCGUGCGCGGGCUGCGGGGGCCUCAUCGCCGAGCGCUUCCUGCUGAGCCUCGACGACGGCCUGUGGCACGAGCGCUGCGUCCGCUGCGCCUCCUGCCGCGAGCCCCUUCGCAGCACCUGCUUCUCCCGCGACCGGAAGCUCUACUGCCGCCUCGACUACCACAAGCUCUUUGCAGUGAAGUGCAGCAACUGCUUUGAAGCAAUUUCCCCCAGUCAAUUCGUCAUGCGAGCCCAGAAAAAUGUGUAUCACGUCGCCUGCUUCUGCUGUGGUGUUUGUGAGAAACAGCUUCAGAAGGGGGAUGAAUUUGUACUGAAGGAGGGGCAACUACUAUGCAACAGUGACUAUGAGAAGGAGUGUGAACUGCUCAGUCUAGUGAGCCCAGCUGCAUCUGAUCCAGGUAAAAGUGGUGAUGUAGAGAACCUGUGCAAAAUGGAAGAAAAAACCAGGAAUGUUUCUGAGGACACCAAGGAUCACAAGCGACCCAAGCGACCUCGGACAAUCCUGACAACACAACAGCGGCGGGCAUUCAAGGCAUCAUUUGAAGUGUCUUCUAAACCAUGUAGGAAGGUAAGGGAAACACUGGCAGCUGAGACUGGCUUGAGUGUCCGAGUUGUACAAGUCUGGUUCCAAAAUCAAAGAGCUAAGAUUAAGAAGCUAGCAAGACGGCAACAGCAACAGCAACAAGAUCAACAAAGCACACAGAGGCUCAACUCUGUCCAGACAAACAAUGGCAGCAGCAAUGGCCUUGAGGGAAUCGGGAACUCAUACAGUACAUUGCAACUAUCCUCACAGCAAAUGUUGGUGUUUGAUCAAAGCAUCUACAACACAGAUACCUUUCAGCAAGGGCUCACUCCACCACAAAUGCCAGGAGACCACAUGAAUCCUUAUGGUUCUGAACCUCUUUUCUAUGAGCCAGACAGUGAUGACAUCAGCAACUUGGAUGAAUGCUUCUCAGAAUCAGCUACAGAAUCGGGAGCCUUACAGUCACGAGUGGGGAACCCCAUUGACCAGCUGUACUCCAUGCAGAGCUCCUACUUCACAACUUGAGACUCUUGAAGCCCCAAACAGACCCAAUACUGAGUUCAGUGCAGAUGUCAAGUAGAGAAAAGACUACAAUUA
Messenger RNA from Anolis sagrei ordinatus, 1212 nucleotides. NCBI's taxonomy places the organism in Eukaryota, Metazoa, Chordata, Lepidosauria, Squamata, Anolidae. The record is from RefSeq and is a predicted model, not a curated record.